CGCAAUCUUCCUGUGGGUAAGAGGGCUUUGAUACUCUCAGUUACAACAACGAUGUUUGAAGUAGUAUUGCCAAUUCUAGCGUUACAACCGUCAACCUUAUCUCCGGGUGGGGGGAAAGUGCAGGAAAAAGGAGGAAUUCCGCGGUCCGCAACGCAUGAAGUUGUGAGUCGCGACUUCAACCGUGGGAGAAUGAUCCAGGGGGACUAUCCACUCAAUGUGUGCCAUCGGGAAGUCUCCCCCACUCAACAACCGAGUCAUGAUGACAUUUUCCAACAGACGCGCACAUCUGCCUGCCAAUUAGUAUGCAGACAUGCAGAAGCUUCCGUAGUCACAGAUGAGGGCCCUCCAAAACCAUGCGCCGGAAGGGCAAUAUCAUUGACAAUCUUUGACAAUCUUUCGGCUCCAUCACGUCGGGAAAAGUCCCGAAAAUUGCCCCCUCACUUCUGUGGCUGCAGAUGCAAGCAAGACCAGUGUCUGCGACUAACUAGAUUAUUGGGGUCUCGCGCUGUUCCAUUAUCGCGCCAUUUGUUAGUCUUUGACCCCGUCUGUUUGACCCUUUCCCCUCAUUCUUUUUUUGCCCUGGCUUGUUGGUUCAACUUAACCCCAUACCCUCUUGCUCAUCUUCUGUCUCUCCACUUCUCUAUCUAUUUGUUCAUCUCACCCUCUUCUCCCUCUCCCUCCCUCUCUCUCUCUCUCUUGUCCUUUCUAAAUCUAAUGCCAUAUAGACCAACCCCUUCUAGAUCCAAUUAACCUUCGAAGAAGCCAUGAUUGCCAAGAACCCCAACGGAAAUACCGCGGUUAUCCCGCUCCUGAUUAACAACGAGUCCUCUGUGACCGAGACGAUAUUCGACGUUACGAGCCCCGCGACGGGUGAGGUGAUUGACCGUUGCGCCGGAGCAACAGUCGACGAUGCCAACCGUGCUGUCGCGGCCGCGAAGGCCGCCUUCCCUAGAUGGAGCAAGACCAAGCCGUACGAUCGCAGGGAUAUCCUCAUUAGGGCUGCGGACAUUAUGCUCUCCCGGAAAGAAGAAUUGAUUCGGUAUCAGAUGGAGGAGACAGGUGCGGGACGUAUGUUUGUGGAGAAAACCUUUAUGCUGGGAGUCGGGUUCUUGAAGGACUUCGCGGCGCGGAUCCCGUCUAUCGAGGGUACAGUGCCGUCUGUUUCGGAAGAUGGAGAGUGCGCAAUGGUUAUCAAGCAGCCAUAUGGCGUA
This is a messenger RNA of Aspergillus costaricaensis CBS 115574, 1211 nucleotides long. RefSeq lists its product as uncharacterized. The transcript has 2 exons. The record is from RefSeq and is a predicted model, not a curated record. The coding region runs from base 52 to 750 and encodes 232 amino acids. Lineage: Eukaryota; Fungi; Ascomycota; Eurotiomycetes; Eurotiales; Aspergillaceae.